GUUCCCAUUGGCUCGUCCAGAUGUUUGUGGGAAGUGGGUGGCGGCCAUGAGGAGGAACAACUUUAAACCAACAAAGUACAGCAACAUCUGCUCACAACACUUCACCAAAGACUGCUUUAAGAGGGAGUGCAACAACCGAGUGCUGAAGGAGAACGCAGUGCCGUCGCUCUUCAGCUUCAACCUCAGCAUUAAGCCGGAGUCCAUAGAGGAUCCUUUCUCCUCAGAGAUGCCCUUCUCGCUCUCUCUGCCUUUGACGUCUGACUCGACAGCUGAGGAGGAGCCUGAAGGAGGCACGCCGUGCACCCGCACCGACACCGCCGUGGUCUCCUGUGACCACAACUACACGGCUGAAGACUCGGCGCAGCAGAAGAAACGCAUUGACCAGCUGGAGGAGCAGCUGGAGCAUCUGAGGAAGAAGUUGAAGACGACCCAGCAGAAGUGUCGGCGGCAGGAGAGACAGCUGAGGAGGCUGAAGGCCGCCUGUGAGGGGGCGCGGAGCGGCCGCGAGCCCGCUCCCUCAUUCAGUGAGGGGUACGUGAUUUUACCCAAGCACAUCUACCACACACUCAAAGGCAUCGAGUGAACAGAGGAGCUGAUGCAUGUGCUGCAGUCAGAGUGAGAGGAGGUGAAACAAAGACCAGAGAUGAUCGCUUGGACUUCAGGCUUUGAGACUGAGCUCUGCGCUCUGCUGGGUCGGAUGUGACUGAGCUCCACAUGAACGCACAAGUGUGACAUGGAUGUCGCCUCACCAGAGCAGGAAAAGCAUCAUUCUCUCCCGUGGUGUGAACUGAACUCUGUCAAAGAGCAGAAGUGGACUGAUUCUCUACAUGAACCAGUUUGGGGGUCAGCUGGCUCUGUUUUGUUUUAAAGUUGAUUUCAUUCUGAUUGUUUUCAGAAAAAGGAGCAUUUAGAUGCUUAAUCCAUGACUACAUGAUGCACAAUAAACUCCAAGAGUAGAA
This is a messenger RNA of Oryzias melastigma (Indian medaka), 959 nucleotides long. It is a transcript of the gene thap1, whose product is annotated as THAP domain containing, apoptosis associated protein 1. Lineage: Eukaryota; Metazoa; Chordata; Actinopteri; Beloniformes; Adrianichthyidae. The record is from RefSeq and is a predicted model, not a curated record. Gene Ontology annotation, molecular function: sequence-specific DNA binding.